UACCACGCGCACUACCGCCGCUGUCCGUCCAGCCAGCGUUACGCGCAACUAAAAAAAAACUUUAAAAAGUUAGUGCAGUGGCCAGUGAUUUGUGUAAUUUAAAAGUUUUGAAGCAGCCAUGAAGCACAUCGUACUGUUGGCAGCCUGCGUCGCCAUGGCGGCGGCACACCAUGGACACGUCCCCGAGCUCCGUGCCAUCGCCCGAGUGGGUGACCCCAACAACCCAGCCAACAUCCAAGGCAACGUGACAUUCACCCAGCUUCAUGACGGCAAAGUCCGUAUCGAGGGAACAAUUCUUGGUCUGCCUCAUGGACAGUACGGAUUCCAUGUCCAUGAGAAGGGAGAUCUGACUGGAGGAUGCUUAAGCACCGGCGGACAUUUCAACCCGGAGCAUAAACAGCACGGCCACCCCAACGACGAAGAGCGCCACGUCGGUGACCUCGGCAACGUAGAGUUCGACGACACCCGCAUCGGCCGCAUCGAUUUCACCGAUUCCCUCAUUUCCCUGGUUGGCGAGCACAGCAUCCUCGGCCGCGCCGUAGUGCUACACGAGAGAGCUGAUGACUUCGGUCGCACUGAACAUCCUGACUCGAGGAAGACUGGCAACGCUGGCGGUCGAGUCGCUUGUGGCGUCAUUGGCAUUCUGGAUCCCGUCGAUGGUUGGAGCAACACAGCGUCCUUAGCCUCCAUCGCACCAUCCAUGCUCCUCCUCUCAUCUUUAACAGUCUUGCUGCGUUAAUAUAUCUACUCUGACAAACCCAUUUUGUCAGUAGAAAAAGGCGCGAAAUUCAAAUUUUCUUUGGCAGGACAAGUUCGUGCCUACAUUUUUUAAAGCGGCUUUUUUCUAUUGACGAAAAGGGCUUGCUAAUCUAUAUUUAUUUACUAUCCAUUGAAAUUCAGAAAUAGAUACAGUAACCGACAACUGGCAGGAAGUGGCACAGGAUCGGGACAGGUGGCAUUCUCUCGUUUUGGAGGCCAAGACCCUCUUUGGAUCACUGCGCCACGCUAGUUAGUUAGUUAGUUAGAUACAGUAACCCCUAUAAUGGACGUGGCACCAAUAAUGAGACGUAAACCACAAAGAUUUCCAAAUAAAUAUUUAACAUCAGUUUUUAAACAUUUUCACCAGGACAAAAGUCAUAGAGCUGCUUAAGUUUGAUGUAUCAUUAAUUUUUCAUUGUCUGAAUUUAAAAAAUGGCACCAUUUUAUCCUUAAAAUGAGAAUAAAAACAUAAUUAAUGUGUUAAUUAUGUUAAAGCCAAUUGCAGUAUUUUUGACAAAUAGGAAAUUCAACUUUUAACGCGCAAAACGGUUGAAGUUUGACAGGUAUUCGUAAAAUAUCAAAAAAUAAGUACUCCAAAUUUUAUCUUGUCUCAUGAUUGGUGCCUUACCAUACAGUAAACUGUUAUAAGUUUAUUGUAUCUAAUCCUGGCUAUUAUUUUUAAUAUCCAAAGUAUCUGAGUCCUGAGUGCAUAUUGUUUUAUUGUAUAAUUUUAAUGGCAACUAAAGUUCUCCUACGUGAAAAAGUAUCUUAGUGGCGCCAUCUAAUAGAUAAAAGGUCAAAGGUAUGGCGGCAUUGUUUCGAGCGAUGGUGCCACAACCUUUACCCGAUGCCUGGUAAGAUGGCGCCACUUUUUGUUAAUAUACAAAUUUAACACAUAUCAGUGAAAGAAUAAGGAUCAAAGUGAAAUGGCGUUCUAAAGUUUUAAUCAUGUGCCGAAAUAUGGCAGUAAAUUUACUGUGGCUACAAAAUUUUCUUUGACAAACCACCUCUAUUUCAAAUUCUGUUUGGUAUUACGAGCAAGUGCUGCAAGUGCGAUGAAAACCUAUUUAUGAACUCUACUAUACUUGCAAAUUUGUAUUAUCUCAAUGAUACAGUAUUAUUUACAGUCUAUACUAGAGGUUUUCGUAAAAUCUUUUUUAAUUGAUUUUUUUGUCUCGUGAGGGCUUAUUAUCGCACGUUUUGUUUGCUUUUACACCUGUACUUAACCUGUCAGUUAUCUGUGCUUUAUAAUUAGUAAGUUACGACUAGUUAUGUAAGUAAAAUGCCUAUGUAAGUAUUUAUUUUUGCAAAACAUUGUACAGAUUUUUUACGAAUAAAGCGUGUUAUUUCCACGUGCAA
Messenger RNA from Cydia pomonella (codling moth), 2118 nucleotides. It is a transcript of the gene Time, whose product is annotated as superoxide dismutase [Cu-Zn]-like. Bases 119 to 739 code for a protein of 206 amino acids. Gene Ontology annotation, biological process: removal of superoxide radicals. The transcript is spliced from 5 exons. The record is from RefSeq and is a predicted model, not a curated record. NCBI's taxonomy places the organism in Eukaryota, Metazoa, Arthropoda, Insecta, Lepidoptera, Tortricidae. Gene Ontology annotation, molecular function: superoxide dismutase activity; copper ion binding.